This is a messenger RNA of Megachile rotundata (alfalfa leafcutting bee), 1057 nucleotides long. RefSeq names its product MORN repeat-containing protein 5. The record is from RefSeq and is a predicted model, not a curated record. Lineage: Eukaryota; Metazoa; Arthropoda; Insecta; Hymenoptera; Megachilidae.
AUGGAUGUUCCUUGGCAACGUUCCGAAGAAGAUGUACGUUUCAUCGACGAUAGCGAAUACAAGGGCACCUGGAAUGCGCUGGGCAUGGAAGGAAUCGGCAAAUACGUUUUGCCACGUCGUUACCCUCCUCUCACUCUAUCGCCUUUUCCUCCUCCUCCUCCUCCUUCUCCUCCUUCUCCUCCUUCUCCUCCUUCUCCUUCUCCUGUUUGCGCCUUCUUAUUCACCUCCUCGUUCUUCUUUCUCACCCUCGUUUCUUCGAACAUAUGUACUACACGAUUUCGUUUGGCCAUGGCAGAUGCCGUGUUCGAAGGGGAGCUUCGUGAUGGUACUUUUCACGGUCACGGUACUAUGUCUUGGCUCCAUGGACAAAGAAUGGAUGGUGUUUGGUACCACGGCGAAUGUAACAAAAACCGAUAUACGUUUAACGAUGGAUUGACAUUUUAUAAAAAGGACUGGAAAUACUGCAAAUUUCCCGACAGGCGAUAUUACGAGUGUAUAAAGCAUGGCUUAAAACCUGCUGGUGCAACUUUACGUACAAAUAAUCGAACCGAAUUUGUCGUUCCUCCUUACUGUUACGACGCUGGUAUCGGAAUUUUUAACCCACGUACAAAUUGUAUCGUAUCAUAUCGAGAUCCAGACAAGGUACUUAAAUAUAUAUAUACAUAUAUAUAUAUAUAUAUAUACAUAUAUACCUAUUUCGUCUGCGAGCGUUGUACGACUCUCGGUGUAGAAAAUGUUUCUCACCUCUUUGAUACAAGAUUCUACUACCGGAAGGUUGGCCGCUUAUAUUAAGCUACUAUAUAUUACAUUACAAAGGUACUUCUAAUACCGAACACUGCAUUUAUUCGAUGGAUAAAAAGCAAUUGUCGCAAGGCAUGGUCUGAACCGACCGGUCAUCGAGAACACCUUUAUGAAAAUUGGUAUUCUUCGAAUUUCGAUGCGGCUACUCUUUCGAAAUUAUUACCUUUCUCGAAUAAUUCCUCUGACUUUUGGUGGAAAAGGUACGGACGAAGUAACGUUAAUCGUCUUUAAUUCUUAAUUCUCUUUUUAUUUUUCU